AUGUUCAGCCAGUCGAUGUUCAGCUGCCGCGCCUGCGUGCCCCGCGACCGCGACGCGGACACCGUCCGCGUCACGGUCGCCGACAUCGAAGCGCGGGAGGUCAUCGAGCGUUGGGACGCUGGUGAAGGUCGCUUCGUGGAGCUGCGCAGCGGCGACCGCCUGCUGGUGGGCGCCGAGACCCGCGAAAUGGCUGACCAGUUGGUAGAAGCGUGGCGCGAGCGCCGCCAGCGUCAACAGAACUCCGAGGAGGCCUUGGCUGAGGAGAAGCUUCAAAAGGAGAAGGAAGCCCAAGAAGAGGAAGAGCGAAAGCGCAAAGAAAAGGAAGCUGAGGAAGAGGAGCAGCGCCAGGCUGAACUGCAACGGCAGAAGGAAGAGGAGGAACGUGUGCGAUUGGAAGCCAAAGUCCAGGAGCGCAAGCAGCGCGUGGAGGAGUUUUUGAAGAGCAACCAGUUUAAGGACAUGAGUACUCCGAAGCGAGUGCAGGAGAAGGUCCUGGGCUUGCCUUUGAUCUCCAAGUCAAUUUAUCCCAUCCAUUUGGCCGCCGAGCUGGGGGAUGCUGCCAUGGUGGAGAUGCUCUUGAAGGAGGGCGCCAGCGCGAAGCAGAAGACCUCGACCGGGAAGACGCCGGCGGAGUUGGCCAAGAAGAAGUCCAAGGGUGGAUCACAUGAUGCUGUGCUGAAAGCCUUGGGUGAGCCUAUCAAGCAGGCCCAACGCACCUGGCGCCGCGCGCGGUCCGGUGGCGGGGACCCGCGCGAUGGCCCGCCGCACGGCUCGGUGCGGCACGAAGUCCACAAGAAGGAACGUCCAUGCGCAGCGAAGAGGGACAUCGGUCACAGACGAGGCCCUAAUUCGCUUGGGCUCCGUCCUUUUGGGCUGGCUGAUGUCUCAAGCCUCCGCACUGCUGAGGCCAUUGAUUUUUGUGGUGUAUUUCCUGCACUUGCUUUGCUUCACUAUGUCAGGGCCUCUGCUGCCCGUGCUGCGGAAGCAUUUCCACUUGGCAGCCGCGAAGACGGGGCUUCUGACCUCCGCCUUUCCUUUCGGGAUGCUCUUCGCCUUAAUGCUGUUUCCCGGCCUCAGCGACCGCUAUGGCCGGAAGCCGAUCUUGAUGAUUUGCUUUUCGGGAUUGACCUGCGGCUUCUUGCUUCAAGCGAAAGCACUGCUCAGCAACUGGUCCUUUGCAUCUCGGAAAUCGGCGCCUUCGCUGGAUGCGCUGUGCUCAAGGCCUUCCUGGCCGAUGUCUACACCGGCCGUGCGUUGCUACCAGAGGCGAUGGCGUUCCGGGAAGCUGCUGGCACAGCGGCCUACAUCGUGGGGCCCUCCUUGGGUGGCCUCCUCAUUUGUUUCGCUGAUGCGAAGGCGAUCCCUUUGGCCGGCGCAGUGCUGUCCAUCUUGGCCAUCCUGCUCCUGCUGGCCGUGCCCGAGCGACGGGGCCAGGCCCAGCGCCCACGCCCUUCACCCUCAGCAGACGAAGCGACGGCGCGGCGCGAGAAGCGGCGGCGCGGCGCGGGGCGACUGCUGUCGGUGGUGAUUUUGGUUCAUGGGCUCUACGCCUUGGGCCAAUCGGUCUUCGAGGCCUUCUUCGGAGUUUGGUGUGCAGAGAGCUUUGGCUUCUCUCCCGCCCGGGUGGGGCAAGUGCUCACUUCUUUGGCUUUGCUAGUCUUCCUGACACACACCUUCCUGUAUAGUCGCUUGGUGUCCCGCUUGGGGAUCAUGAACGUGGGCGUGCUCGGCUUACUGUGCAUGUCCAGUUCCUUCAUCGCCAUGAGCCACCACCGGCUGAUCCUCACGCUGCUCUUGUACGCCUUCGGCGUGCCAGCCUUUACCCCCUCGGUGCCCAUUCUACUGGCGCGUUUCUCGCCCGAGCGCUUCCGCGGCCGCAUCAUUGCCAUGGAUGCUUGGGUGAUGUCCGUGGCCAGGAUCCUGUCUCCGGCACUGCUGGGCCUCAUGUACGAGCAUGGUCCCCUCAGGGCCUUUCGGUUCAGUUCUUUCACGUUGUUCGUGGCAGCAGGCCUGAUGGCCUCGCAACGACACUACGUCAAAAGACAAAAAAAUAGAGACGCAGCGUGA
Molecule: messenger RNA, 2067 nt
Organism: Durusdinium trenchii
Lineage: Eukaryota; Dinophyceae; Suessiales; Symbiodiniaceae
Source: the annotation of a GenBank genome assembly